AUGGAGAGACCGCUGCUCGACGCUCGUCACACGGCCCUGGUGGCGUCUACGCCGGCACAGACGACUUCUCCUGCACCUCGUGGCUCCGUCGGUCUUUUCUCAGCUUCAGGCUCCCGUGAACGCGCCGUACCAACCAAUCCGGGGCUCGCGUCUUUUCCCCAUGAAGACGUAGAGCCAAUGAGAGUGUAUCCAACUGCUUGCAGUGUGUCGAAUCCAGCGUCGUCGGCGACUGCAGGGACUGCAGGCUUCCGGUCCGUGUCCUUGCCACGAUGGUCGCCGUCUCCGUUGACGCCCAGAUACUUAGCGGCGGUAACACAUCAACCACCACCACCGUUGGGGAUUCUGCUGACAAGUUCGGCGCCUGGAUCGGGCACUACCAAUGUACCAAGUGCUGAAGUUGGUGGGAGCGAAGCAGGCAGUCAUUAUUACCACUACAGCAAUGAGAUGAUACAGACUGGCAGUAGCCUUGGUGGCUUGAGUGCUGCUGCUGCGGAGAAUGCAAAUACAAGUACUAAUGGUGCACCGAUGACCAUGACCUCCACAUUAGCGACGUUGCCGCUACCCAUGACGCGCCCGUUGGUGAUCCCACCACCGCCACCCGCUGCAGCGAUAACAACCUCGACCUCGGUGGCUCCCACCAGGAAGCGUAAGCGGAUUCCAGGGGCUAUGCGGAUGCGCAACUUUCUCUGUAUGCAUCCUGGCUGUGGCAAGUCGUUCACGGACAGCGCUCAUUUGAGAGACCACACAGUUGUACACACGGGUGAGAAGAAACUGAGCUGUCCGACGUGCAACAAACUUUUUGCUAGGGCGUCUACGUUACAGGAGCACAUUCGUGUUCAUACCGGAGAGAAGCCUUACGUAUGCGGCGUCCCUGGCUGCAGUAAAUGUUACUCGUCUCGUGCUGCGAUGCGCUUCCACCGCUCUACCCACACUGCCCCAGCGACGCCGUUCGUGUGUCAAGAAUGUGGGAAGCAUUUUCGUGUCCGUGAGCUCUUGAUGGCGCACCUAAAGGUCCAUGCAGCUCACCGAGCAGCAGCUGUUCUCACCUCCCUGUCACCUUCUGGAACAGCUAGAACUGUGAUGGAUCAUGAGAACAGAUACCUUCAAGAUACCAUUCGAGCACAGCAGGACCAGAUCGAGCAGCUGAAGGCUGAGGUUCUGAGACUACGAGGGCAAACCUCUCUCGACGCUACAGUAGCUGCUGUGCCUGCGCUGACUGCUCCAGUUGAAAUGCUUCGAGAUGGGUUCAAGCCGUUCGAGUGCUGCAUCUGCCAUAACCGCUUUGCCAACUUCUACCAGCUCACGUUUCAUGGCAAGCAGCAUCCAGAGAGACCCAUGACAGAGGUGACGGGAGAGCAGGUUCCUCUUCCUGUUGGACCCAAACACUGCCCUGAGGAAGAGUGUGAGUAUGCAGAGUCCACAGGUCGGAGCUUGAGGAAUCUGCAGACUUUGAAGCGACAUUGGCAGCGCCGCCAUCAAGACGAGCGGCCCUACGCAUGUUCGUAUUGCCCGGCGACACGUCAGAAGACUUUCAAGACCCGAGAGAACCUCAAAGCUCAUGAAAAGGACUGCAACAAGAACGUUCCUGUCCGGUGA
Molecule: messenger RNA, 1596 nt
Organism: Phytophthora infestans T30-4
Lineage: Eukaryota; Oomycota; Peronosporomycetes; Peronosporales; Peronosporaceae
Exons: 6
Coding region: 1-1596 (531 amino acids)
Cellular component (GO): nucleus
Source: RefSeq, a predicted model, not a curated record